AUGCUGGCUACCGCGGAGGAGACGAUGACCCCGCCAGACGAGCUCCUACCCGGACAACUGAUCGCGCGAGCCAUCAAAGCCGCGGGCAAUAACCUCUAUGCGGUGGAAUUACCUUCGAAAGAUUCAAUUCUCGUCGAACUACCCUCCCGGUUUCGUUCCACCAUCUGGAUUAAGCGGGGAUCCUACGUGGUGAUCGACACCAAUGCUCUGGAGGGCCGAGACAACAAGAUCAGCGGCGAGAUUAUUAACAUUGUUCGCGAUGAAAAAGCCUGGCGCAAAGCUCCCUACUGGCCGAAAGAAUUCGUUAGGCAAGAGACUUGGGUAUCAUCAGAUGAUGAGGACGAUUCCAACGUGGGCAAAUUGCCCCCGUCAGAUGACUCGGAUGCAUGA
Aspergillus melleus is the source of this 390-nucleotide messenger RNA. RefSeq names its product putative eukaryotic translation initiation factor eIF1a-like protein. Gene Ontology annotation, biological process: translational initiation. NCBI's taxonomy places the organism in Eukaryota, Fungi, Ascomycota, Eurotiomycetes, Eurotiales, Aspergillaceae. Bases 1 to 390 code for a protein of 129 amino acids. The transcript has 2 exons. The record is from RefSeq and is a predicted model, not a curated record. Gene Ontology annotation, cellular component: nucleus. Gene Ontology annotation, molecular function: translation initiation factor activity; RNA binding.